Molecule: messenger RNA, 4238 nt
Organism: Sinocyclocheilus anshuiensis
Lineage: Eukaryota; Metazoa; Chordata; Actinopteri; Cypriniformes; Cyprinidae
Product: transmembrane protein 132C
Exons: 9
Coding region: 453-3926 (1157 amino acids)
Source: RefSeq, a predicted model, not a curated record
AUCCAAAGCUCGAGAUGGGUGACGGGUGGACACAUGGACACAUGACUGUGGUGUUUCACACUGCCAGGACACUUUCUGCACGGACCAGACCACAACAGGACGUAUGAAGUCAGAGACAGUUAUCAAAAAGGGAAAACUGAUAUGUUACCUUUCUUUCGUUGGAUUAUAAUGGAAAGCUGUGCGUUAAUUUAGAGAAGAUCAACAAAAUGGGUUCCAAAUCUCGCUAAGAUACCCAGUUGAGGCGGUACAUUUCUUAACAUGUAGUAGUUUUGGCACACUUGCCGCUGUUCCUCUUAAAAUGACUGAGAAGUGCGUGCACAGGUGAAGACACCACAGGUAAAGCAGCAUCAUGAUGCUGACGGAACACAUGCGCUGCUUAGUCUCUCCUGUUUAGGAUUCAGAAUCGCCAGAAACGUUAAUGGGACGUAUCAUAGACAACCCCUGUGGCCAAAAUGAGCGUCUAUUCUCACCUAUGGCGGAUUCUGAAGAUAUUCUUGGCAACGAUAAUCACGGCUGUCACACAAGAGCUGGACAGUCAGGAUAUCUCUGAUGCCACCAAAUCCUCCACCCCAUAUCCGUUGUUCCUUCCUGUAACUUACCAGGUAUGGGAUGCUGACUACUUUCUCUUAAAAGAGGCUGGACAGGACAUCAUGCGAAAUUCCAGCAUGCAGAGCCACACGCAGCCGUUUGUCAUGCUCCGAGCAGGACGUCUCCCAGUUAUCAACGCCAGCUAUGGCCCACUCUCUACCAAACGGGAGAUCCCCCUGGACUUAGUGCAGUCAGAGCAGUUAUUCCAGCCGUCACCACCAGUUUUCACCCUCAGUUGGAAAGUCCAAUCCUUUGUCCUGACCAGAUGGGUCUAUUCAUCUUCUCCCAAAGUGCGAGUCCUGUUUUACGUGGCUGGAAGAGACUGGGACAGAGGAGAGAAGGACAAAGAAAUGAAAGAUGAACUGCCUUGUGUGACUGUGUAUGCCUUCUGGCAGACUCAAGAGGUUCGGGGCUCCUGUGUCAUUGGAAAUGAGAAUGGGACCUGCAUGGCAGAGGUUGAUCCUCCUGAAGGUUGGUUCAGCCCAGUUGAAGGCAGUUCCAGUCGGGAAAGACAAGGGCCAACGCAGGGGAAUCCUGUGGAGCUGUAUUAUCAGGCCCGACCCAGCGCCUACGGCCCAUGCACAGCCAGUGGGGAGGAGGGCAAGAGGUGGGAUAUGGGUGAUGAAAAUGCUGGCCAGCCUCAAGCUGAGUACAUACCUGUGACCCCCAUACAGAGGAUCGGGAGUGUUCGGCUCCUGCAGGUCAAACAGGGGGCCAUGCCGGUGUCUGUGCUCAGACUGAGAGAGGCUGUGGUCAUCCAGACCUCCUCAAAACCACUUAAGAAGACUGAUAUUGCCUCUUUUUAUGUGUAUGUGAGGAGCUCAGCCAACCUGGAUACUUUCUCCCUCAGAGCCAUGGUAAAAAAGGGUGUGUGCUUCCGUACAGCCACACCUAGCAACACACUACUAUGGGACAUCACCCUAGACACAGGCCCAGACGGGAGUGUUGGAGUAAUCUGUCAGAGAAAGUCAACUACAAAUGUGAAAAGAUUAAGUAAACUCCAAGCAGUUAUUCAGAUGGAUUUUGAAGUGGAGGAUGUCAGCAAUCAAUCAGAGAUUCAGGUGAUUAAGUGGGAGUUGACGCUUCCUGAUGAAGUCAAAAUGAUAGGGGCGUCUGAAGGCACCAUGAGGAUCUACACCACUCAGAGAGACUUUGUAGGCCUGGCUCCUCUAGUUGUGGACACAGAGCUGUUGAACACUGCCGUGCUGACUGGUAAGAGGGUUACGGUGGGAGUACGAACCAUUGCUGUGGAACAGGAUGGUUCUGUAACAGAUGUCUCUGAAUUUGCUGACUGCAGCUCCACAGAUGAAGAUGUUCUUAAGGUGUCCGACAGAUGCAACUUUGUCUAUGUGAAUGGAAAAGAAACCCAAGGGCGACUGCGGAUGCUGGUGAACUUUACCUACAGUUACCUGAGUGCUCAGCUGGAGAUGCAGGUGUGGUUCCCUCGUCUGCCGCUGGAUAUAGAGGUGUCUGAUACAGAGCUGAGUCAAAUCAAGAGCUGGAGGAUCCCCAUCAUGUCCACCAAAAGCAAACCAGGCUGGAGCAGUGAGGAAGAUCGUAAGGGCCGGGGUUGUAUGCUGCAGUUCCAGCAUGCUCUGGUCCGAGUCCUCACACACUUUGUGGCAGAGCAGUCAGACCCUCGGGAACCACAGGCCUUCUUCCUGGGCUCUGAUUGGCAGGUGGAUGUGACCAGGCUGGUGCGGUACUUCCUGAAGGUGGAGGACACUAAUAUUGCCCGUCUGCAGGCAGGCAGGAUUCUGUCAGGACAAGAUGUGGGCACCACGUCUAUAAAGGUCCUUUCCCCAUUGUCAGACUCCAUCCUGGCAGAGAAGACGGUGAGGGUUGUGGAUGAUCGAGUGACCAUCACUGAAUUGGGCCUGCAGUUGGUCAGUGGUCUCACACUCAGCCUGCAGCUCAGUACAGGAAGUAACCGAGUCAUCAGCGCCACGGCAACCACACAGGAAGUGCUCAGCAAUCCUAAACAAGAGGCAGUGUUGAGCUCCUGGCUGCAAUUUAGCGAUGGCUCCCUCACCCCACUGGACAUUUAUGAUCCUACUCACUAUCGUCUGGCUGUGACAUCACUGGAUGAGGGUGUGAUCUCUGUGCAGGACUCACCUAUGACUAUAGUGGCAGAAGGUGAAGGCCAAGGAACACUGGUGAGAGCCGAGAUGACCAUUUGUGAGGUCUGUCAGAAAUCCAAGCGCAAAAGCACUUUAGCUGUAGGCACUGGGAGCUUAACGGUAAAGUUCCAGACAAACGGCAAACGUCCUGACAAUAGCAGCACCAACAAUAAUGACACGGGAAACAGCACAGGACUACUUGCUGGUGUCACUGGGAAAGACAACAGCAGUAAGCGUGGUGAUGAAGGAGAGGAGGCAGACUCUGAAAAGAAACUGCAGCAACCAGAACAGGUUUCAAGCAGAAAUUCAGAGUCUGAGCGAGAGGAAAGUGCCUUGAAGAUCACCACCACAGCCAAGUCGACAGCGCGAGACUCAGCUGUUGGCAGCAUUGCAAAUGAUUUAGGAAUGGGACGGGCUAACGAUGCCUCGGAUGGAGUCAGUAAACCUGGGAAUAUUUUAAAUAGUGGCAAUUUUUUUAGUACAGGAAAAGCUGGCAACGAUGGUCGCACAGGAAUUUCCUGGAGUAGCAAUGAGGUUCCUGAGGGUUCAGUGUUGAGCACUGGGAAAGCUUCUGGGAACUUAGUGAACUACAAUAACUACCCUCCCCAAGUGGAAAUCCCCAAUCAGAAGCCAAAAAAUGACUAUGGAGACGACGAUGAUGACAUUGAGGGACCAUUACCAAACCGGCCACUUACAGACCUGGAGAUCGGGAUGUAUGCAUUACUGGGAGUCUUCUGCUUGGCUAUCAUAGUAUUUAUGGUAAAUUGUGUAUCAUACUUGGUUAAAUUUAGGCAUAAGCAGACGCCUGGUCAAGUUUCUGAGCAGACUGGUCACCGGCAUGAUUGGAUAUGGCUGGGAACAGAUGCUGAGCUGGUUAUGAACGUCACUGGAAGCCCGUUACAGCAGGAUGCUCAUAAUACAUCUGUGAUCGACAUUGGACCCAAUACAGAGCCUUGUGGUACUCUCACCCAAAGGACCUCUUGCCAGGUGUCUUCUGUAUCAAACGACUCUAAUGUUUUGUGUGUAGGUUCCCCUACAGCAAAACCAGUCCGAAGUGAAUCCCUACACUCACCCACUAGUAAGAGGAAAAGGGUCCAGUUCACCACCUUCACAUCCUUGGAUCGGCAAACUCCUCCCAAAAUUUUACCACAAGAGAAUGGACAUGGAAUUAACUGGGUGGGAAAGGAGGACAGCUGUAUGACACCUGUGGUGUGGUGACAGCUGCUGAGUCUUUGCAACAGCUUUGAUUGUUGGCUCACAUGCAGCCUAAUUUAUGCACCCAUAAUGUAUAUCUCUAUACCAGGGCUGGGCAACUCUGGUCCACUGUCCUGCAGAGUUUAGCACCAACCUAUGGUCACCUGAAUGCCUUUUUUCUUUGGAAAAGUCGUACUGUUGGUCUGUUCUACACAGGAUUAUGAUCAGUACAGUUCCAUUGCUUUCAUAAGGUGUGACAGGUGUGACAUUUUCUUUGUGACUAGACUUUGUGAAAGAUUGAUUCUGCCUUGAUUACUAAUCAUGAUGAUAAAAAGG